AAUUCAUUUGGGAUUCAAGAAGUAUUUAUUGAAUCCCUUCUCUGUGCCAGGCACUUUACCAUAGGAGGUUACAUUCUGGUUGGGGAUGAGGGGUGGGGACAAAGAAGCAGACAGGCAAAAUUCCACUUAAUGAGUUGUUUUAGGAGUAAGCCUAGGGCAGGAAGGAGGUGACCUCUAAACAGUAUGAAGGAAGUUGAGGAGGUAUAGUCACCAGGCAAGAGGAACCUGUGUACAGCCCAGGAGGAAAGAGAGCCUUAGCUUCUUUUUUUUUUUUAAGAUUUUUAUUUUUGAUGUGGACCAUUUUAAAAGGUUUUGUUGAAUUUGUUACACGAGCCCUAGCUUUUGGAGGAGCUACAAGAAGUAAGUUUCAAUCAUGGGAGGCUUAUUAGACAUGGGUGCCAGUCUCAGGGAUUCUGAUUUGGUGGACUUGGGGGUGGGGAUCCAGAAUCUUCACAUUUAACAAGCUCCACUAGUGAUUCUACAGUAGGUGGGACUAUGGCUCAGCAUGUGAGGGAGACAUUGUGAAAGACAGGCUAGAGAUCGCAGGGACCAGGCUGUGAAAGGCUGGUGGGUCAGCCCGAUGAGGUUAGUCUUUAUACCAAAGGAAUCAGAAGGCCACUGAAGAGCUUUCAUCCAGGGAACAACAAGAAUCUCUGCAAAGAUCCCUCCUCCAGCUGCAGUGUAGAAAGAGGACAGGACUGCUGGCUGAUGUGACCUUCCCGCCUUGAGUGGGUGUUGGCCUGAAUUGAGAAAAAGGCAGUGGGGCUAGAGAAGUGGCUGAAUUUGGGAGAACAGGGGGGUGGGCAGGAGCAUCCACAGGACCUGGUAAUGGACUGGCUUUGAGAUAAGGGAAAUAAGGUGGCCAGAGGGCAAGGAAAUGGGUGGUGAGGGGCCAAAACCUGGUACAGGAAGUCUGAGGGGUGUGAGGAAUCCCUAAAGCCCAGUUCCCAUGCUGAAUUUAUGAUUAAGCUGCCUGUCCAAAGCUUUAUUCCCUUUCUUGUCCCAUCCCUGUCUCCCUCAGGAUGAGGACUGUCAAAGAAAAGGGAAGACUGAAAAUGAGCAGGACCCUGCGGGGCCUUCCCAGGUGGAUUCUUUACUGACUGAGCCACCAGGAAAACCCCAGAUGCCACCUGAGACUCAUCUCAAAAGCCUGCCUGUCACAUACCCUACAAUGACCCCAGAGCUUGAACAUGCCUGAAACUGGAAGUGUUAGUCCCUCAGUCUUGUCCAGCUCUUUGUGACUUCAUGGACUAUAGCUCACCAGGUUUCUCUGCCCAUGGAAAUCUCCAGGCAAAAAUACUGGAGUAUCACGCCAAUCCGAGCCCACAGUCAAGGCAAUCAAGGACCACUAUUGGCAAACCUCUGCGACCCGCGCCACAAGUCUCGCGAGAUCUCUCCUGUGCGCUUCGCGGCGUCAUCCUCUCGCCGGCCGCGGCGGCGACGGCGACGGCGACGGCGUGUGAGGUACUCACAGGGGCGGCCCGUAUCCCUCCGCCGCCGGCGCGGCCCGGCCCUCCCUUCCCCCGGCCCGCCAAUCCCCGCUCUCCCGACCUGCCCCUCGGCCUGGGCCCACCCCGCGCCCCGGCUGCCCCACCCCGGCGGCGCCGCCCGCCCGCGCGUCCCUCGGUCCACCUGCAGCAGGCAGUCCCUCCGGCUGUCCUACCCAGAGGCGCCGGCCGAGCCCGAGGCCUGAGCUCUUGCUCUCCGGCGGAGGGAUCCGCGGCGGCUGAGGAGGCGGCGCUGAGCCUAGAAGGAAGAGGCAGCUACCGCGGUGGCGGCGGCGGCGGUGGCGGCGGCGGCUCGGGCGGCAGCGCAUAA
Dama dama (fallow deer) is the source of this 1818-nucleotide messenger RNA. Its product is annotated as transcription initiation factor TFIID subunit 4-like. The transcript is spliced from 3 exons. Lineage: Eukaryota; Metazoa; Chordata; Mammalia; Artiodactyla; Cervidae. The record is from RefSeq and is a predicted model, not a curated record. The coding region runs from base 1246 to 1818 and encodes 190 amino acids.